Molecule: messenger RNA, 1084 nt
Organism: Rhea pennata
Lineage: Eukaryota; Metazoa; Chordata; Aves; Rheiformes; Rheidae
Gene: TMEM68
Product: transmembrane protein 68
Exons: 7
Coding region: 92-1084 (330 amino acids)
Molecular function (GO): acyltransferase activity
Source: RefSeq, a predicted model, not a curated record
UAGGCAAUUGUGGAUAGCAAUUGCCAGCAGCUAUCGUAGCAUGACAGAGAGGGAUAAAAUGUUCGACUGUGCUGUACCAUUAUAGUCAGACAUGAUAGGUAGAAGAGAAUCCUGUGCUUCAGGGCAGAUACCUAUGGCGUACCUAAGCUGCCUUGCUUACAUGCUGGAGGAAUGGACUGGUGUGGAGUACCUGGAGAAAUAUUUUCUUCAUGUGGUCAUCUUCUCACUGAUGAUGAGUGCAAUACUAGUUUUUUUUAUAGUCCCUUUAACAAUCCUCUUUUUCAUUUACCUUACUAAUGUUUUGCUUUUAAUAUAUCAGAGGAACAGUGAGGUAAAAGCAGAUCCCUUGAGUGAUGUUUGGGAUAAUGCAAGAAAAACUGUGGCAAGCUUCUGGGAUACGUAUGCAAGAAUAUGGCAUGGUUAUGAGCUUCAUGGUGUAGAAAACCUACCAGAAGGACCAGGCAUUCUUGUAUAUUACCAUGGAGCCAUUCCUAUAGACUACCUCUACUUUUUAUCUAGGCUGUUUCUUUGGAAAAAAAGACUUUGUCUGUCAGUAGCUGACCAUUUUGUCUUUCGUUUACCAGGACUUAAAUUAUUAUUGGAAGUGACUGGUAUUAUGCCAGGUACAAGGGAGGAGUGUCUCAGUGCACUGAAGAAUGGACACUUGGUAUCUAUCUCACCUGGUGGGGUUAGAGAAGCACUAUUCAGUGAUGAAAGUUACCAGCUCAUGUGGGGAAACCGGAAAGGUUUUGCUCAAGUGGCUAUAGAUGCAAAAGUGCCCAUCAUUCCAAUGUAUACUCAAAAUGUCCGGGAAGGAUAUAGGAUGUUUAAAGAAAGAAGAUUUUUAAGACACUUGUAUGAAAGUACUAGACUGCCAAUUACUCCACCAUACGGAGGAAUUCCAGUUAAAUUACGCACAUAUAUUGGGGAGCCAAUUCCUUAUGAUCCAAAUAUAACUACUGAGGAAUUAGUUGAAAAGACAAAGACUGCAGUCCAGGCUCUAAUAGACAAACACCAAACAAUCCCAGGCAGCAUAUGGAAGGCCUUAUUGGACCGAUUCGAUAAACAGCAGAAAAGUGAUUAG